Molecule: messenger RNA, 1628 nt
Organism: Coccomyxa subellipsoidea C-169
Lineage: Eukaryota; Viridiplantae; Chlorophyta; Trebouxiophyceae; Coccomyxaceae
Exons: 4
Coding region: 127-837 (236 amino acids)
Source: RefSeq, a predicted model, not a curated record
GAAACAGACAGUUUGGAAAGCCAGCGUCAUCGCUGCCCUUUGGCGGGUUCCCUUUCAGAAACCCGAGGUUGCCAUCUCAGCGGGAUCUUGGCAUUAUCCACGCAGGAAAGAGCAGAGACAGCAGCUAUGGCCGACCCAGCAGGCGCAGCAACGGCGGAAGUCAUGGUUUAUGUGGCCAACGAGCUCCAGGGGGUGUUCGCCCACAUCGGCAAGGCCUUGACCGAGUACUCCGCAACCGGGGAGCUCCCCGACAGCGUCUUCGACGUUGAGCCCGCUGCUGCCGCUCCCACCAAGCGGAAGCGCCAGAAGAAGGACAAGGAGAGGGUCAAGCGCAAGCCCAGCGCCUUCAAUCACUACGUCAAGGAGCAAAUCGCAGUGCUGCGCGCCAGGCCUCAGACCGAUGAGGAGCACAACAACAACUCUGUCUUCGCUGAGGCUGUGGCCAACUGGAAGAAGCUGCCGGACGGCGACAAGAAGGCCUACACUGAGAAGUUCAAGGCGAACGAGGCUGCGCGCGAGGCGGCGGCCGCUGCGGCAAUUGCUGACGACGACGACGAUGAUGAGGAGGAGGCAGUCGAGGAGGAAGAUGAGGACGAAGAAGAGGAGGAGCCUGUCAAGGAGCCCACCCCUCCGCCGCCUCCCGCCCCCAAGAAGGACAAGAAGCGCAAGGACAAGGAGGGCGCCGAGAAGAAGUCUGAGAAGAAGGCCAAGAAGGACAAGGCGGCUGCCACUCCCAUGCCCCCCAUCCCCGCCCCGGCCGCGGCCCCGGCCCCGGAGGCCGACGCGCCCAAGAAGAAGAAAAAGAAGAACAAGGACAAGGAGAAGACCAAGGCCUGAAGGAGGCCCAUCUGCGACGGCGAUGCCGGCCUGGCCGGCGCGCAUGCAUGCAUGCAUGCGCUGUCUCAUGUUGGCUGCCCUGUCUUCCCGGCAAGCCUGCUGGGUGGAUCAGGCGGUUGACUGGGACAGGAGGAUUUUGACCCGGAGGAUGUGUGAAGGCAGCCCUGCGGCAGUGGCACUUGGCUAGCUGUGGAUUCUGUGAUGGCUGUUCAAGGAAGAAACAGGAAAGUGGCCGAGGACAGAUGGGCGAUGGCUGCGUGAAAGGGAAACAGGGGUAGUACAGGGUAUGAUGUGUGAUUGGGAGCUUGCUUCCUGCCAGUAGAUCUUACGGAAAUGCUUUAAGGGUGUCUGCAACAGGGGUACAGUAUACAGUUUUGGGGUUCAUGGUGAAUUCUGCAGAAGUGCAUGCUUCACUGCAGCUGCCUUUUCGUGAUCUUUUCUUCUUCUUUUGCUGGGAUCAGCUUCAUGUGCAUGUCAGAUUGGCUUGGCUAGGCAGUGAUCAAUAUCGGUUGCUGGUGAUGCACCUGUGCCUGAUGGUGGCCUCUCUUGUAGAUAUCAUGCUGACGCUCAUCUGAGGCUUGCAAAGAUUUGCAGUUGCUCUUGUGUGUGCCCAAGUUAGCACAUCUGGGCUAGUAAUGUCUUGUUCAAAGCUUUUGUACCCCACUCAUGUUGGUAGUUGGGGCAGUUAGGGUGCCUCUGAAUCUGUAGACCAUCGCUUAGAAUGCAUGGUGAUCACACUUGCCUCAAAACUAUGUUUCUCUUGAACUUUGUGUAAUGAUUUCUUCCAUGUC